Messenger RNA from Annulohypoxylon truncatum, 1605 nucleotides. RefSeq lists its product as uncharacterized. The coding region runs from base 1 to 1605 and encodes 534 amino acids. Gene Ontology annotation, molecular function: mRNA binding. NCBI's taxonomy places the organism in Eukaryota, Fungi, Ascomycota, Sordariomycetes, Xylariales, Hypoxylaceae. The record is from RefSeq and is a predicted model, not a curated record. The transcript has a single exon.
AUGGCUGCGCCUGGUUUUCUCCCUCAAUCGCAACCUUUUAGGUCUGCAGCUGUAUCCGCUCAAUCGCCCUACCCGCUGUCCAUGGGCGCUGUUAUUAAUCCUUUCGAUCGUGAUGCGACCACCAAGCCCGUCGGCACGCCUUAUGCGACAACGCCCUCACCUGUCUCAACCAUCUUGAUUCGCCGACUUCCUGCCGACACUACCGAUGAAAAGGUUCGUCUGAUGCUUAUCUUCUCGCAGGAAUUGCUCGACAUCGAGAUGAUAUCUAUGGAACAGUCGGAAGAUCCAGGCUUUCGGUCCGCGAUUGUGAGAUUCAAGACUCCCAACGGAGCACAUCAGGCCAAAGAUACGUUGCAUGGCAAGUCCAUUGGCUCAAGUGAUAUCGAAUUAAUCGUCGAGAUCGUAUCCGGCAGCCCAACCACGUCGAGACGACACCCAAUCGAAUCUGCAGUUUCGGCCCCAUCUAGUGGCCCCUCAUCGACCACAUCUUCGGGGGCGGCAUCGCGUCAAUCUUCUCGGUUUAAUGGGACGUUCCAAUCUCUGGAGAAUAUUUCGCCCCCUAUGAAUGGUAUAUACGGGAGUAACGAGCUACCAAAUCCCGAAUCUAGCGCACAUUAUCAGAGCCUCUUCUCGCCACAGUCGCCGAUCGGCAACCACCUUACUGAGCGCACGCGCAUAUCCGGCAAGACCCUCAUUAGCCACGAUGCUGCAGAGGAUGAUGAGACGCGCGAGCUUCUAAAAGACCCCGUUGCGUACGCCGAGAAUGGCGCGACACAACAGCGGAGAGCCACGGCUCCGCAGCUACCUAUCAGUCGCAUGGCUAACUUAUCUCUUAAUACGACCGCCAAUGGACCAGCAUCUUUGCCACAGUAUGGUCACCCGAGCAUAACUCCUCUAUCCGCGCACGGAAAUACCAUGUCCCCGACGGUGAUGAACGGCGCGAGUCACUCGAUGAACUACCAGAUGGGCAAUCAGCAUUACCAGCGACAUAGUAACUUUCCUCCUGUAAACCCCGCCGAUCAGAACCCUCCAUGCAACACGCUUUACGUUGGAAACCUUCCGAUCGACACUUCUGAGGAGGAGCUAAAAGCUAUGUUUUCUAAGCAACGAGGCUACAAGCGUCUCUGCUUCCGCACCAAGCAGAAUGGUCCUAUGUGUUUCGUUGAGUUUGAAGACGUGUCAUUUGCUACUAAAGCUCUUCAUGAAUUGUACGGCACACCCCUUCAUAACAGUGUCAAGGGAGGCAUCCGCCUUAGCUUUUCUAAGAAUCCUUUGGGUGUUCGUUCGGGUCAGUCUCCAGGCCAGACAGGCCCCGGGUCUAUGGCGGGCAUGAAUGGUAUGAUGGCUGGACCCGGUAACGGUUUCACGAGCGCCAACGGCCCCCCGCCAGGCCUUGCGGCUCCUCCGGGUCUGAGUCGCAUCUAUAACGGGGGAUCCUCGGUUCCCAGCAGCGCGGGCACUCCAUAUUCUGGGGGGUCUUUCCCAAGUACUAACGGUGGCGUAUGGAGCAGUCCAUUGUUUAGUGGACCGCUCUCAGCUGGUGGUUCCUCUCCAGCGGUGAACGGUUCUGCCUCAGCUUUCCCACCCUACAUGAUGGGACGAUAG